UCAGAACAAAAUGUGAUGUUUUCAGGCUUUUUAACUGUUAGGGUUGAGACUAAAUCAUGGUCUUAUGUUUUUCAGUUAUACAGAUAUACUGUUUUUAUAGACCUCUUAAAGCCAUCUGUAGAUGGGAUUUAUAAUGACGAGGUUAUUCGCUAAAGCCCAGGGAAGAGUGCUCCGGGUUUGGAUAGAUCUGGUGAGCGCGGAGCCCACUCCCUGCACAGCACACCAAAUACGCAUAACCUUCAUACCCAUGCUUUACCAAUUUCUCCAUACAACUGAGCUGUUUAUCUGCGAAGGCGAACUCGUGGUCAGGUCUGUUCCACCACACCACACAGUGAAGCUCAGUGAAGCCAUGAAUGAAGUUGAGGAGAAACAUCAGGGUCAGAAUCCUCAGAGUAUUGUAAAGCUAGAAAUGUCUUCUAGUAGUUUGCAGAAGAACAAGAUUUUCCCUCCAAAAAUGAAACAAAAAACAGAAGAAGGUGGACAUGCCUGCGCUCAGUGUGGAAAAUGUUUCAAAUACAAAUGUCUUCUUCAGAGACACAUGAGAAUUCACAGUGAAGAGCGCCCAUACACGUGUCCUCAGUGUGAAAAGAGAUUCAAACGCAAAUCAACGCUUGAGAAGCACAUUAGAAUUCACACAGGAGUGCGUCAGUACACAUGUCCUCAGUGUGGAAAGAGUUUCAAACGCAAAUCAACUCUUUAUGAGCACAUGAAAAUUCACAGUGAAGAGCGACCAUAUGCAUGUCCUCAGUGUGAAAAGAGUUUCAACCGCAAAUCAACGCUUAAGGACCAUGUGAGAAUUCAUACUGGAGAGCGCCCAUACACCUGUCCACAGUGUGAAAAGAGUUUCACACAGAAAUCAACACUUGAUGAGCACAUGAAAAUUCACACUGGAGAGCGACCAUACACGUGUCCUCAGUGUGGAAAGAGUUUCAUCCGCAAAUCAACGCUUGAUGACCACGUGAGAAAUCACACUGGAGAGCUACCAUACGCAUGUCCUCAGUGUGGAAAGAGUUUCUACCGCAAAUCAACACUUGAGCACCAUGUGGGAAUUCACACUGGAGAGCGACCAUAG
This is a messenger RNA of Triplophysa dalaica, 1072 nucleotides long. Its product is annotated as gastrula zinc finger protein XlCGF49.1-like. Gene Ontology annotation, cellular component: nucleus. Lineage: Eukaryota; Metazoa; Chordata; Actinopteri; Cypriniformes; Nemacheilidae. Gene Ontology annotation, biological process: regulation of transcription by RNA polymerase II. The transcript is spliced from 3 exons. The record is from RefSeq and is a predicted model, not a curated record. Bases 122 to 1072 code for a protein of 316 amino acids. Gene Ontology annotation, molecular function: RNA polymerase II cis-regulatory region sequence-specific DNA binding; DNA-binding transcription factor activity, RNA polymerase II-specific.